This is a messenger RNA of Cylindrotheca closterium, 4737 nucleotides long. NCBI's taxonomy places the organism in Eukaryota, Bacillariophyta, Bacillariophyceae, Bacillariales, Bacillariaceae. The record is from the annotation of a GenBank genome assembly.
AUGGCGAAAUCCAAGGCCGAACGCAAGGCCGCAAUGGACCGAUUCCGCUCGGCAAAGCGCAAACGAGAAAUGGGAGAAGACGAUGACAUUUUUGAAGCCAACAUGAAGGAAGAGGACGACGUUUACGACGUGGUCGACGAAGAGGAAUACGCGAAUUUGGUCAACUCGCGUCGGCAACGAGAAGACUUUGUAGUCGAUGACGACGGACUUGGUUAUUACGAUGAUGGGGAAGAACGAUUGGGCGACGAAGAGCACGGCAACCAACGUGUCAAGAAGCGCAACGGAAGUGCCGCUUUGACCACUGCCGCUCUCAAGAAAGCACGAAAGCAACGAGCUGCUCUCGAAGCGAAUGCCGCAGCGGCAGCCGCCCAGGUGCAAGAAAUUACCUCGACCAACAGAUCCAUGUGGGACUUUGUGCAACAAGGAACUUCGGCGGGACGCAAAUCUUCUUCGGCCAAGCGUAGCAGUGCUUCACGAUCGGCGUCUUCCAAUUUGGAUGCCAUGUUGGGAGAAUUGGAUGACUUGACCCCGACUCGAGUCAGCUCGUCUUCGGUUCGUGGAAGCAACCGUCCAGCCCAACGUCGUCAGUUCCGGACUUCCAAUGCUGCGGCGAGACGCUGCGGCGUUCGCACUUCUGUGUCCCGCAGUCGGGCUCCUGUCCGAUCUCAUCAUCAUCGAGCUAGAGACGAACCAAUGCAGGAUCAUGCAACAAAUGAAGACGAUGAAGACGAUGAACCAAUUGACUCUGGAUUUGGAGACGACUUUGGCAAUGACGAUGACGACGAUCACAUGAUGGAACCAGAUGAGAAUGGGUCCUCUCCUACCAUCAAGCAAGAGACAUCUCCUGAUAACAACAACCGAACCAGCGAAACCAACGAUAGUGCCACUGGUGACAGCUCCAAUUCCAAGACUCCUCUAGACGACGGGCAGCUUUCCAGUGCCGAACCAGUGACUCCUGAGGAGGCAAAUCAACCUACACCUUCUAUUCGUAAGCGUUUGGCUCCUCGACGAUUGCUUCAGAACCGAUCCGCUGCCGCUAAAAAAGCAGCCGAGUCCAAGAAAGCGUCCAUGGAUCCCACCACUAAUCAGCAGACGAAUAACAAGCAUUCCACCACUUCAGCUCCUGCGAUUGAUUUUUCUUCGAGUUCCUUUGCACAGGCUCAAGAAAUUGCAGCCGAAUCCGCCAAUACCGUUUCUCCUGCCUCCAAGGAUUUGGAUUCUUAUAUUGUUCAAAAAGAGGACGAACGCUAUUUGGAUAUUUUUUGGAUGGAUGCCAAGGAAGUCCGGGGGGACAUUCACUUGUACGGAAAGGUGGCAUCCAAACAAGAGGACCAAAGCAAAUCACAGGAAUUUGUUAGUUGCUGUGUUGUGGUUAAGGGCAAUUUGCGCAACUUGUUUGUCUUGCCGCGCAAGAAUGCAGAGGGAGAUUAUGUUGGCAUGGAACACGUCCACGGGGAAAUGAAGAAUAUCUUGCAGCCUUCCUGCAUCCCCAAGAUUGCAGGAGCUACUUGGGGUGGCAAGAUGGUGGAACGCGAAUAUGCCUUUGAAGAUCCCGAUGUUCCGAGAGAAAAGACCAAAUAUCUCAAGGUGGUAUACGAUGCCAAGCAUCCGUCGCCUCAAGAAGAUAUCUGUCACAAUGGAGGAGAAUAUGUCCACAAGAUUUUGAAUGCCAAGGCCACCAUUUUGGAAACCUUUAUCCUCAAGCGCCAUCUGAUGGGUCCGUGUUGGAUUCGCAUUCAAGAUCCGCAACCCAACCGUAUUGGUCAAAUUUCAUGGUGUGGCUUGGAAGUCGAAGUGGAUUCCCCCAAGAAACUCAAGCGAUUGGACAUGGUGGUGCCACCUGGAACUCCUCCUCGUCCUUCCCCAACAGUUGUUGCUGUGACUUUGAAGCUCAAGACUAUUGUCAACCAGUCAACUCACAAGAACGAAAUCGUCUCAGUCAGCGCCGUCUGCCACAAGAAGGUCUUUUUGGAUUCUGCCACGGAUCAAUCGUCGGGACACAUGACGCAAGUGUCCUUGAUUCGUCCCAUUCAUUUGGAGGAUCAAGAUACUUCGACUAUGGCACAAUUCCCUAGAGAUAUGGAUCAAGAGAUUGCCGCCAAGAUGCCACAACUCAAACAAAUGGCGAACGAACGCAUGUUGUUGAGUUACCUCACUACGCAAUUGGGUAAUUGGGAUCCCGAUGUCAUUGUGGGUCAUAAUGCUUGGGGGCACGACAUUCAAGUCUUGCUGUCGCGAUGUGUGGAACUCAAGAUCAAACAAUGGUCCAAGUUUGGUCGUCAUAAAAAGAUUGAGUUGCCCAACCGAUCUCAUUUCAACUCGGGCAAGGAAUGGGCCUUUCGCGAUGCACUCUCGGGACGUUUGUUGUGCGAUACCUAUUUGGGUGCCAAGGAGCACUUGCGUGAAACAACCUACUCGCUCAAGAACUUGGCCGAAACUCAGCUCAAGACUACUCGGCAGGAAAUCGAGCCUAUGGAUACUCCACAAUACUUUCGAACGAGCAAGACUAUUGUUGGUUUGGCAUUGCAUACCUUGAACGAUGCUCAAUUGGUUCAAAAGCUCAUGUUCAAGUUGCAGCUCCUUCCAUUGACCAAGCAACUCACCAACAUUGCCGGAAACAUCUGGUCGAGUACAAUGAGGAGUAAUCGAGCUGAGAGGACAGAGUACUUGCUACUACAUGAAUUUCACCGACUCAAGUUCUUGGUGCCGGAGAAGUACCGUAACAAGAGAGAAGAGGGUGGUGGAAAAGCCAAGUAUUCUGGAGGUCUCGUGUUGGAGCCAAAGAAGGGUCUCUACGAUACCUAUAUUCUAUUGUUGGAUUUCAACAGUUUGUAUCCUUCGUUGAUCCAAGAGUACAAUCUGUGCUUUACAACUGUCAAUGAUUGGGCGCGCUUCCAUCGACAGCAAAUGAUGAAGCAUAAGGAACCAGGGGACGCCAAUGGCGAAGACAAUCUUCCUCCUUUGCCCGAAGAAACCAACCAACGUGGCGUUUUGCCCAAGGUCAUUAAAAGUCUGGUCGAACGUCGUCGUCAAGUCAAGCGAUUGAUGAAGUCUGAAUCUAACCCUGACAGGCACGAAGAGCUUGACAUCAAACAGAAAGCUUUCAAGUUGACUGCCAACUCAAUGUAUGGUUGUCUUGGUUUCUCGCAUUCUCGUUUCUAUGCACAACCAAUUGCUGCCAUGGUAACUUCCAUGGGACGUCAAACUCUUCAGAGAACAGUCGACAUUGCGCAAACAACUGUGGGGCUGGAAGUGGUAUAUGGUGAUACCGAUAGUAUCAUGAUCAACACCCGAAUCAGUGAUGCCAACGGACUCGGUACCGUCAUGAAGCUUGGAGAGCAGGUAAAGAAGGAAGUGAACAAGCUGUACAAGACUCUGGAAUUGGAGAUUGAUGGUGUCUUCAAGACCAUGUUGCUUCUGAAGAAGAAAAAGUACGCAGCUAUCACUGCCGAGUUGAAGAAAAACGGCGAGAUCAGUUACGGGCGAGAGGAAAAGGGUCUCGAUUUGGUUCGGCGUGAUUGGUGUGUCCAAUCGAAGGACACUGGACGAUACAUUCUCGAUCAAAUUCUCAAUACUGCCCAAGAGAAGGAAGUUUCUGUUGAGCGAAUUCUAACACACCUCGAAGAACUCGCCCAAAAGAUGAGGGAUGGGCAGCUACCAUUGGAGAAAUAUACCAUUACAAAGGGGCUGAGCAAGCACCCCAGCGACUACCCGGAUGGAAAGGCUCUUCCACAUGUCCAUGUCGCCAAGAUGAUGAUCAAGAACAAUAGAAGACUCACAGUUGGAGAUCACAUUCCUUACAUUAUUACAGAACCACUCGAAAAUACUGACGAGAAAGAGAAGUCAAAGUCGGCAACUGAGCGGGCCCGCCAUCCCGAUGAAAUUGCAAGAAGUAAUGGUGCUUUGAAGCCAGACAUUGAGUGGUACCUCACACAACAAAUUCUACCACCUGUUGGACGUCUUUGCGAACCAAUCGAAGGCCUUUCGCAGGGACUGAUUGCACAACGGCUUGGUCUUGAUUCUGCAAAAUAUCAGCAGCGAAGCGUCUUCGGAGGCGAUGAUCUCGACGAUGAUCAGCUAGUUAACUACGUUCCAGAGUCAUUCAAGAGUGACGAGGAACGUUUCCAGAGUGUUCGAAAGUUGACAAUCCCAUGCUUAUCUUGUGGAACAGAUAGUGAAUUCAAGGGCGUCUUGUAUGUCCAUAAGACUGAUCAAGGGACGGGGACGAUUGCCAGCGGUUUCCAGUGCAGUGACCCCGCCUGCCAAAACCCAAGAUAUUGGGGCAGCGCGACUCCAUUUGAGUGCAUGUCGCGCAUCAUGAAUGCUAUGACGAUGCUGAAACGAGACGUGCUUCAAGACUACUACAAGGGUGAGCUGAGAUGUGACGAUCCUCUCUGUGGUUUGGUGACUCGCCAAGUUUCCGUCUGCGGUGGUGUCUGUCUCAAUCGAGGAUGUAUUGGUCGUAUGAACCCAUUAGUUGAUGAACGAUCGGUGCAAAACCAACUCAAGUAUUUGGAAUGCAUUUUCGAUACCGACCAUACCUGCCGACAGCUUGAAACCAAGGGGACUUUUGGCAACAAGCAAGAGUUGGAUAAAUACAUCUCCAAACAAGACCGUAUCAUGACAAACGAACUUCAUCACAUUGCGAAGGAAAACGUCGAUGAAUGUGCUUACAACUGGAUUGCACCUUCAUUCUGGCAAUCAAUGUUUGGGCCUAUUGCUGCAAAGAAACAGUAA